AUGAAUACAACAGAUUCGUUGAGAAUAUUUUGUUAUAAAAAUAAUCGAGUUUUCAUAGACAGGUGUAUUCAUAACCAUAACUCAUAUCAUACUAGUAUUAACCGAUCAACAGCAACAACAACCUACAAAAUGGAUGAAACAGAAAAGAGAGAACUUCUUGAAAGAUACAAUGCAAUUAAAUCGAAAAUCACUGAUCCAAAUGUAACACUAGUUGCAGUCAGUAAAACAAAACCUUCUUUUAUGAUUCGUGAACUUUAUGAGAAUGGUCAUAGACACUUUGGUGAGAACUAUAUACAAGAAUUAGAAUUGAAAUCAAAGGAAUUAGAGGAUUUGAAGGAUAUUAAAUGGCAUUUCAUUGGUAGUGUUCAAUCCAAUAAGAUAAAACAACUUGGUUCCGUGUUGAAUUUGGCAGUGGUAGAGACAGUAGAGAAGUCUUCGGCUGCCGAUAAAUUUGCAAAGUGUUUUAGUAAUCAUUCACAACCAUUAGAGAUCAUGGUACAAGUAAAUACAAGUGGUGAACAAUCAAAGAGUGGAUGUGAACCAAACGAAGUUGUAGAUAUUGUUAAACAUAUUAUCAGUGAUGAACAAUGUAAAAAAUCAUUGAAAUUCUCAGGUCUAAUGACUAUUGGAAGUCCAAACGCAACCGAAGAUCAACCUGAUUUUAAAAAAUUAUUUGAAUGUAGAGAUAGUAUAUCAAAACAACUUGGUUUACCUAUAGAGUCUAUUGCAUUAAGUAUGGGAAUGAGUCAUGAUUUUGUUGAAGCUAUUAAAUUUGGAAGUACAAGUGUUAGAGUUGGAAGUGCUAUAUUUGGUGAAAGAGACUACUCAAAGAAAUAA
Messenger RNA from Heterostelium album PN500, 837 nucleotides. RefSeq names its product YggS family pyridoxal phosphate enzyme. Bases 1 to 837 code for a protein of 278 amino acids. The transcript has 7 exons. Gene Ontology annotation, cellular component: intracellular anatomical structure. The record is from RefSeq and is a predicted model, not a curated record. Gene Ontology annotation, molecular function: pyridoxal phosphate binding. Lineage: Eukaryota; Evosea; Eumycetozoa; Acytosteliales; Acytosteliaceae.